AAAAAACUGGAAGCUGACAUAGCCCAGUGCCAGGCAGAGGUGGAGAAGUCUAUCCAGGAGUCCAAAAAUGCAGAGGAGAAGGCCAAGAAGGAUGUCACGGAUGCGACCAUGAUGACCGAGGAGCUGACAGAGAUGGAGCAGGACACCAGCGCCCACCUGGAGCGGAUGAAGAAGAACCUGGAGCAGACGGUGAGGGACCUGCAGCACCGCCUGGACGAGGCUGAGCAGCUGGCCCUGAAGGGUGGCAAGAAGCACAUCCAGAAGCUGGAGGCCAGGGUACGUGAGCUUGAAGGAGAGGUUGAAAGUGAGCAGAAACGUAAUGCUGAGGCUGUUAAAGGUUUGCGGAAACACGAGAGAAGAGUAAAGGAACUCACCUACCAGACUGAGGAAGACCACAAGAAUGUUCUCAGGCUGCAAGACCUGGUAGAUAAAUUACAGGCAAAGGUGAAAUCAUACAAGAGACAAGCUGAGGAGGCUGAGGAACAAUCCAAUGCUAAUCUUGCCAAAUUCCGCAAGCUCCAGCACGAGCUGGAGGAGGCCGAGGAACAGGCUGACAUUGCCGAGUCCCAGGUCAACAAGCUGAGGGUGAAGAGCCGGGAGAUUCACACACAAGUCAGUGCAGAGUGAACACAUCUGCCUGAUGCUGCCAAGGGGCUGAAGAAA
Molecule: messenger RNA, 663 nt
Organism: Balaenoptera ricei (Rice's whale)
Lineage: Eukaryota; Metazoa; Chordata; Mammalia; Artiodactyla; Balaenopteridae
Product: myosin-8
Exons: 5
Biological process (GO): actomyosin structure organization; peptidyl-threonine phosphorylation
Cellular component (GO): cytoskeleton; myosin complex; cytoplasm
Molecular function (GO): protein serine/threonine kinase activity
Source: RefSeq, a predicted model, not a curated record